UAUCCGAGCGCACCGACUCAGACCACCAGCUCCGUCAGAACCUGCAGGGGGCCGUGAGAGCACCGCGCCGGCGUGGGCUUCGUACGCACCGCAGAGAAAAUGAAUAUCCAGGUUUUGCCAGAACACAAGCUCUCGUCGGUGGCCCCGCUGAAACAGUGCAAUGUGGAGAAAAAAGAGGUAGAACUGAUACUGGUGAAGGACCAGAAUGGCGUCCAGUACACCAGUUCCACCAUCAUUCCCACCCCUGGUCACCGCGCAGGUCCGCCCGGAUCCGACGAGGAACGAGAAACUUGGGGAAAGAAAAUAGACUUUCUCCUGUCGGUCAUUGGCUUCGCGGUGGACCUGGCCAAUGUUUGGAGAUUUCCUUACUUGUGCUACAAAAAUGGAGGAGGUGCCUUUUUGAUUCCCUACAUUCUUUUCUUGGUCAUUGCGGGGAUGCCGCUGUUCUACAUGGAACUUGCCUUGGGCCAGUACAACAGGGAAGGGGCAGCUACGGUUUGGAAAAUCUGCCCUGUCUUUAAAGGUGUGGGCUACACUGUGAUCAUCAUAGCCCUGUAUGUUGGCUUCUACUACAACGUCAUCAUCGCCUGGUCCCUCUACUACCUGUUCUCCUCCAUGACCAGCGAGCUGCCGUGGCUCAAGUGCGGCAACCCAUGGAACAGCCCGAACUGCACCGACCCCAAAGCCAUCAACGGAUCCGUCCUCGGCAACGGCACGUCUUACGCCAAGUACAAGAUCACGCCGGCAGCGGAGUACUACGAACGAGGUGUGCUGCAUCUCCAUGAAAGUAAAGGUAUCCAGGACCUGGGCUUGCCUCGCUGGGAGUUGACCUUGUGCCUGGUUGUGGUUGUUUUCAUCCUCUACUUCAGCUUGUGGAAAGGCGUCAAGUCUUCAGGAAAGGUGGUGUACAUUACAGCCACGAUGCCCUAUGUGGUCCUUUUUGUGCUGCUGAUCCGAGGCAUAACUCUACCAGGGUCCAUGGAAGGAAUUAAAGCCUACCUCCACAUUGACUUCAAGCGACUCAACAAUCUAGAGGUGUGGAUUGAUGCUGCCACCCAGAUAUUCUACUCGCUGGGUGCAGGAUUUGGUGUGCUCAUUGCAUUUGCCAGUUAUAACAAAUUUGACAACAACUGCUACAGGGAUGCUCUCUUGACCAGCACUGUGAACUGCGUGACCAGUUUCUUCUCAGGGUUUGCCAUCUUCUCUGUACUUGGAUACAUGGCUUACAAACAUGGGGUGAGAAUAGAGGAUGUAGCAACAGAGGGGGCGGGUUUGGUGUUCAUCAUCUACCCUGAGGCUAUUUCUACCCUGCCUGGCUCAACAUUUUGGGCGAUUGUGUUCUUCAUCAUGUUGCUGACUCUGGGCAUUGACAGCUCGAUGGGCGGCAUGGAAGCAGUCAUCACAGGCCUGACGGACGACUUCAAGAUCCUCAAGAGAAACAGAAAGCUUUUCACCUUUGCCACAGCCUUUGGAACUUUCCUGGUUGCCCUGCUCUGCAUCACGAAUGGUGGAAUCUACGUGCUGACAUUGUUGGAUAAGUAUGCAGCAGGAACUUCUAUACUAUUUGGUGUGUUGAUCGAGGCCAUUGGAGUGUCAUGGUUUUAUGGUGUGGACCGCUUCAGCGAAGAUAUUGAGCGAAUGAUGGGCUUUAAGCCAGGUCUCUACUGGAGGCUGUGCUGGAAAUUUGUCAGCCCCGCGUUUCUGCUGUUUGUGGUAAUAGCCAGUACUUUGACAUCAUCGGGCCUGAAGUACGAUGAGUACGUCUUCCCUAACUGGUCCAACCUACUGGGCUGGGGCGUGGCCAUGUCCUCCAUGCUGUUUGUUCCCAUUUAUGCCCUGUAUAAAUUCUUCAGUCUACCGGGGACAUUCAAAGAGAGGAUAGCCUACUGCAUCACUCCAGAACACGAGCAUCAUUUGGUGGCUGAAGGAAAUGUACGGCAGUUCAAACUCAGGCACUGGUUGGCCAUCUAAUCACAGACAUGCAGAAUCCCGUCAUCCAUCCUCGCUUCUGGAGUUUGGAGUUCCUGUGGUCCACCAGUUGGCCGGACAGACAAGGACAGCAACGGGCUCCAACCUCUUUCAACAGCCUCCCUCGUCUCCCUGUGCAUUUACCACCCAAGGCCUUUGUUGUCAACAGUGGCUUCGACUAUUCUGAGUUACGCCUGUUCAUACAAUCACACAUCAGCUUCAGCUCAUACGGGAGGGGACACCCCAUGGGAAAGAUUUGCAGCUUUUUUUUUGCCCAUGGACAUCAGUGUGGCUCUUACAUAAUAUUGAAAUUGUUCAUAACUUAUGAUUUUUUAUAGAUUGUGAUGUAACUAUUACCUCUUCUAAGGGAUAGAAACUACAAUUAGAACCCAAACAAUCCCAUUUCCCUGUGUGUUACUAUACAGGGGUACAAAAUAUUUACAUUUUUAAACUUGUUUUUGUUUUUUUUAGUUCUGUGAUUACUUAUUAUCAAGUUAUUAUUUGAAGAAAAAUCUCUGUUCUUGCCAUUUUGUUGGCACAGCGGCUUAUCUGUGUCAGUGCCUUAUCAAGCUAGACACGCCACGUUUCUUACGGUCCGCACACAAAGAAAUAAAAUAAACUGUGUUGACUCAGGAACCCGCUAAAAUCAAACCAGUCCUUUGGCAUUAAAGUCAAAGAGGUCCGCAGCACAUCCAGGUCAGGCUCCUUAGCAGAGAAAAAAAAAAAGGCGAGAUAUAAUGUUAAUUCUGUGUCACACUGCGCUACAAAAAAAAAAAAAAAAAGGGAAUAAUGCAUGCAUCUCUCCAGAGCUUUAAAAGAACUGCGGCAGGCUUCGUUGAACUCUUAUGAUUUGAAAGAGCGAGACUCACAAACGAGCCUAAAUCAAAGAGAAAGAUGAAGGUGGUCAGUGCCUGGCUGCUCGCUGAAGGUGCCAGAAGGGGGGAAAAAAAUAAAUAUAUCACCAAAACAAAUGGCGGAACUGUUACGGAUAGUUUUGUAUUAUUGUUGUGUGACUUUUACUUUCCAAACUUUUGUCUGUUCAGUGCUUCGAAGGAAUAUCUGUGGCUUUUCCUCCUAAAGACACAAUGAGAGAGAGGAGUGUGUGUGUGUGUGUGUGUGUGCGAAUGUGUGUGUUGAGAUUUCGUUGCCAACCAUACGAUAUGCUGUUGGUGUACAGUACGUGGAAAACUGACAACUGCCAAAUGCCUCUUUCACUGUACUGUACGUUAACUAUUAACUGCAUGACGACGACUCUUGCAUUUUCCUUUGAAGCAUAACUUAUGGUGUUCCUCUUUUUUCAUCACCAUAGAAGUGCCAAUAAGUUCCUUUAGGAGUGAUAUGAUUCUCUUUUUCUGUUUCUCUCUUUUUUUAAGAAAAAGAAAAAAAACUUAUUUAUUGGAAUGAAGUUGACUUUUAACCUUGAAUCAUAAGAGAAAACCCUUACUGAAAAGGAAUAAAGCCACAAAGAAAAAAACAAAAUAUAUGUGGAAUAUAUAAGAAGAUAUAAAAAAAAUAUAUAAAUAUAUUCUUUUGUUAUAUCUAAUCUUGUAUUUAUCAAAUUGUUUAUAGCAAAACGUGAAUGUAAAGUAUUUUAAACGUAACUGUCCAUAGUCAUAACAUGGUGUUUGAUGUAUAGCUAAGAUGAACUAUUUAGAAAAAAAUAAAUAAAAAAUGUUCUUCAGUGUAACCCUGGGCCACUUUGUCACAUGUGAAUGUGAACAGAUGCACCCCGGCUUUCCUGGACUAUGUUUACAGAAAUACUGUGUACAAUACCGAUGUCCUGUUGAACGUGAGUGACAACUAUCUAUGAAGAAGUCUAAAGUAUUCACACUAUGAUAAUAAAGAAUUUCUUCUACACACACCUGAA
Messenger RNA from Stegastes partitus (bicolor damselfish), 3835 nucleotides. It is a transcript of the gene slc6a2, whose product is annotated as solute carrier family 6 member 2. Gene Ontology annotation, molecular function: dopamine:sodium symporter activity; norepinephrine:sodium symporter activity. The record is from RefSeq and is a predicted model, not a curated record. Gene Ontology annotation, biological process: sodium ion transmembrane transport; amino acid transport; dopamine uptake involved in synaptic transmission. NCBI's taxonomy places the organism in Eukaryota, Metazoa, Chordata, Actinopteri, Pomacentridae. Gene Ontology annotation, cellular component: plasma membrane; presynaptic membrane; axon. The transcript is spliced from 14 exons. Bases 100 to 1971 code for a protein of 623 amino acids.